Symbiodinium pilosum is the source of this 894-nucleotide messenger RNA. The record is from the annotation of a GenBank genome assembly. NCBI's taxonomy places the organism in Eukaryota, Dinophyceae, Suessiales, Symbiodiniaceae.
AUGUCGUCUCAUCAGCAGGUUUCGAGGGAGGCAAGCAAGCUCGGUGCUCGAAUGUGCCGGCGGAAGACUGACGGUGAUUCAAGGAUGAUGGAUCUUGGACAUUUCAAUGCCUGUGUGCCAUCUACAGAGACCGGCAAGACAGUUCACCGACGUCGAAGGAAUUCCUCCAAAGGCCACCUUUACAUGUCGGCGCGGCGGCCUGACCAGCCUGAUCCCUUGCCUGAGCCAACAAAAGCUCAGGAGCCCUUGACGAGGCACACAAGCCUUCCGGCCAUCGUGGAUGUGAAGACUGAAGCCUUGCUGUUGUCUCGCCAGCUUCACUUGGACUUCCAGGAAGUCAAAGAUGCCGUGCAGGAGUUGAGACGGGAUCAUGCAACAUUGCCCAAUGGAGGCAUGGAGCUCGCCACCUUCCGGGAAUGCCUGUUGCGUGCCUUUAACGUCAAGGAUGUGGAUGCUCGACUCCUGGUAGAUGCGUACAGCCAGUGCAAGGUGGCAGAAGGUCCGGUCAGCCCGAAGCGUCUGCUCUCCUGGUAUCGAGACCACAUCUUCACUUUCAUGCAUGACCAAGAAAAUGAUCCCGCAAAGGAGAGCGCAGAUGCCUUGACCUUGGAGCUGGCUAAGAAGCAUCACUGCUCCUGCAUCGAGCUGGACAAGGUCAAGCUCAAGUUCGACCACUUCGACACUGACAAGUCGGGCCUCAUCGAGUUCAACGAGUUUGAAAACAUGAUGUACACGCUCCUACACUGCUCCAAUAAGUCAGACCUUCCCCAGAACCGGAUCGAGCGCUUUUGGCACGAAGUGGAUCUGGAUGGGAAUGGCUCGGUGGAUUUCACUGAGUUCACUGAGUGGUACCUCAAGUACUUUGCCCUUGCACAGGAGCAUGGCCCCAUUGAG